Molecule: messenger RNA, 949 nt
Organism: Argentina anserina (silverweed cinquefoil)
Lineage: Eukaryota; Viridiplantae; Streptophyta; Magnoliopsida; Rosales; Rosaceae
Exons: 3
Coding region: 13-675 (220 amino acids)
Source: RefSeq, a predicted model, not a curated record
CCCAUCUCCUCCAUGAAAAGAUCCCCACCUUCUCCCGACCCUUCUUCUCUCCUCGCCUUCGGCUACUCCAAGAUCUCUCUCCCUCUCCACCCCCACCACCACCGCCCCGUCCUCCGCCGCUGCAUUUCCGACCCCUACUCCCCUCCUCCUCCUCCGCAGACCGACCCGUUUCACUCUCCCGAUCUCAACAAGGCUUCUUCCCCCUCCCCGUCCCAAACCCACUUCAACUCCUCCCUCCCGCCACUCCCGCCGCCGACCCACCGCCGCUCCGUCUCCGAACUCAACCCCUCUCCGGCCAAGAGCUUCUCCCGCUCCCCCAGCUUUAAUGAGAUGUCCUUCGAGACUGACCCUGAUACUCCCAAUUCCAAGAGGCUGAAGAGGAUGAAGGGUCGACUGAAGGAGAUGACUGAGUGGUGCAGGCAGCUCAUGCGUGAAGAAGAUAUGGAACAAGAUGAAGAACUCGAAAUCGGAGCCACUCAAGAUAUGCCUGACAUUGAUGCUAUCCAAGAUGUUCCCAAUGAUACUUCUACUGAGGAUAGCAGUGAGAAAGAAUUUUCAGAAUCUGUGAGUGUGGAGAAGAAGGAUGACUCUCUGGUCAUACACUUCAGGUGCCACUGUGACAAAGCUUAUCAGUUCCUUCUCAAUGGAAGUGACUGCUACUACAAGCUCUUGUAGAUCACCAUUCACACACUUGGGGUCCUUUCCGUAACAUACGAAUUCAGUCACACCAUUAUCUGUUUUAGACCAUACCCUUUUAGAUACAGCACUUAAAGUUUCUAGGAAAAGAUUCUUUCGAGAUGAAAUCUACAUCUUUUACGGGGCUUAUAUACCUUCGAACUUCUUUAGUGAUACCUGUAGAUAAUACCAAUUCACAAAAUAGUGCUCAUUCUUUUGUUUUGCCCAAGAGUUUUUCUUUUGUAAAACCCAUUUCAGAUGAAGCAUUCACGGU